Molecule: messenger RNA, 1786 nt
Organism: Salarias fasciatus (jewelled blenny)
Lineage: Eukaryota; Metazoa; Chordata; Actinopteri; Blenniiformes; Blenniidae
Gene: ric3a
Product: RIC3 acetylcholine receptor chaperone a
Exons: 6
Coding region: 185-1786 (533 amino acids)
Biological process (GO): synaptic transmission, cholinergic; protein localization to cell surface
Cellular component (GO): intracellular membrane-bounded organelle; neuronal cell body; neuron projection
Source: RefSeq, a predicted model, not a curated record
AUAUAAGGUCAGCUGAUACUCUCUCCUGGGAUUUGCAGCUAGUAUUUCAUACAGCACUUGAAUGCAGCGGGUUUAAUCUGCUCUAAUCUGGGAAGGGACGUCGCCAGAUGAGCAAUGACAUCUGUGGAUACUCGCGUUACUCUUCAAGUGAAAUAAACGAAUGGCUGUUAUUUUCUGAGACAAAAUGUCUAUAACGACUUGUCAGAAGGUUACUCUGAUAUCGUGCUCUGUUCUCUGUGUUUCUCUCUUCCUGCCCAGAAUGCUUUUACCCAGAGGGAAAAAGGAGAUGGGGCAGCCCGAGGUGGGUCCCGGGUUCCAUCCUCCUGUGCACCAGCUGUCAGUGCCAGCAGAUCCAGACCAGUGGGGCGUGGAUCAUUCGUACUCCAUCGCUCACAGCGUUGAGGCUAUGGCGAAGAUGAAGGUGGUCGGACGGGGCAAAAAAUACAACCUGAUGGCUCAAGUGAUACCCAUAUAUGGCUUCGGGAUCCUUCUGUAUAUCAUUUAUAUCAUCUAUAAGCUGACAUGUAAGGGGAAGACUAAUAAAUCAGCAAGCUACACCACAGCAAGGCAGGCAAACGUGGAGCGAACAAUUAGUAGGUCCCUUCAGCAAUUUGUCUUAAUGGAUAAUUGUUUUGUUUUCUUGGUGCAUUUAACAGUUUUCUUCAUGAUAAAAUUGGAUCUGUUAAUCUCUUCAGGGAAAGAAUUAAAUGAUCACGAACUUGCUCGACUCCAAGAGAGACUUCUGCAAACAGAGAGGAUGAUGGAGAGGAUUGUCUCUGGGAAGGGACACAGCUCUGGCAGGAGGCGGAAGAGCAAAACCACAACAUCAAAGAAGGAGGAGAAACUGCUCAGGCAACUCCGACAGAUCACACAGCUGAUGCAAGAGGGCCGUUUGGAAGGAGCCUCCCCAGAAAUGGAGGCUGAAGAAGUCCCUUACGAUGCAGACUGGGAAGGCUACCCGGAGGAGACCUACCCGGAGUAUGACGAUCGCGAGGACAGACGACCUCGGUUCAAGAUGAUGAGGCUGGAGGAGCCACUCAGUCAGCCCACUGCUGAGGCCUUAGCGGAGAGGAUGGAGCAAGAAGAGGAAGAGGUUAUGGCAAGGAAACUCUCCAUAGUGCAAGAGGAAGAUGAAGAGGAGGAGGAACAGGUGGGCAGAGAAGGAGAGGAGGAGGAGGAGGAGGAGGAGGGGGAGAAGGAGGAGGAGGAGGAUGUUGAAGAGGAGGAAACAGUGGAAGACCUUGAAGAAGUAGCAGAAGAAAUAGCAGUGGAAGAAGAAGAAGAAGUGGAGGAGGAGGAGGAGGAGGAGGAAGAGGCCGAAGCGGAGAAACAGCAGCUGCUGUGUCUGCCUCCGUCGCAGCCCGCUGCUGAGAGGAAGCAGGAGAGACUUGGUUUGGACGUGAGCAGAGAGCUGCAGAGCCGCAGUGCAGCCAAGAAGCAGAUCAGCUUCAGCGACCGCAAAGAUGUCUUCCACUACCCUAAAGAGGGGACUUACGAGGAGGAGGAGGAGGAGGAAGAGAAGGACGAGGAGGAGGACGAAGAAGAUGAGGGCACAGAGGUGGAAGAAGAGGAGGAAGAAGGUGAUGAAGAGGACCCAGUGAUGGAGGCGGAGAGCCUGCAGUUUAGCUGUGAAGGAAGUUCAAACCCAGAAGAGGAAGCAGAAGAGGAUGAGGACGAGUACCCGUUAGCGGCAGAGCCUCUGGAGGAUGAGGCUGUCGUCCAGGCUGAAGUGCACAAAGACGUCGGGGUGAGCGGGCUGAGGAUGCGGAACAGAAGAGAGAAAUGA